AUGCCCUUAGAUCCAGCAGCCAAAACUGAGCUGGAAGAAGCAGUUGCGGAUGCUAACCGGAUUGGGAUUGUGGUUGGGGUGCAGAAGCUUUUGGCCAAACUUAGCUCUUUGGGCCUUCUCCGAAGUCAGCAGAUCGCGCCUCAAUUUGUAGGGACGCACCCAGCAAAUCGAGAUGGUUUUGGCAUCUCAGCAACCCACACCCACGGGUUGCUGGACGACCUAUGCACAGUGGGUUUUGACCACAAGCAGAUCGAUGGCAUCUGCGUGGAUGUGGCGUCUGAUGAGGUGUACAACUUCAACCAUCGGCUAUCCGAAGCAAGUGGUGGGGCCUUGCCGCCAAUCCCAAAACAACAGCUUCGGCAUGCAUCCCUAUCCGCCAGUCAUACCAAUGCUGCUUUGCGCUGCAUCGUGGCAGGCACCCCGCACGAUUCAUCAAGCCCUUUAGUUGUUCAAGGGAAGCUCAACUUGGAGCAGGUCAAGCAAGUUGACGUCGCCAUGUAUGAAGCCGCUACCAAGGGGCUGACGUGGAGGGUCAUUUCGGCAGAUGCUAUGGAUGUCAAGGGCUUGGGUGACAUCAUCCAAGCUGGAUGCAACGCUUCUGCGCAAUUGGCCAGAGGGGAGUCUGAGUUUCAGAUCCUGAAGAGGGUGAUGAACUCGAUCAAUGCACAUGGGGGUGUGGGGAAACAGAUCCUUUUCAGCUCCGUCAAGCAGGCGAUCAUGAAAACCAAACCGCAGUGUCACGAAGCGAUACCAGAAAUGUUUACAUUUCUGGUUCGCUAUGGUUCUACCACAAGUCUGCAAGAACGAAUCACGCAAACGGAGGCGCGAAUCAAGGCUUCCAAGGAUGGGCCCAGGAGUCUGGGGCGUGAUUCCUAUCAGAACUUGUCCAUGGAUCCUAAAGACACCAAACAAGAGACCUUCGUGAUGUUCAGGCAUGCCCUUUUGAGUCUGGCAUAUUCUGGGAAAGAUAGGAAGAUGAUCGGGGCAGCAGAUGCGAGAAAGGUUGUAUCCAAGGACCCCGUCAUUUUGACAAAACUCCAGUUGUGCCAGAAUAUCAUGAAAAGACUUCGCAACCACUUCUCAUCCAAGCUUGACUUCUCCAAGUUGGACCGUGAGGUCGCAGUGGGGUGCAAAGAGCUAUUGCAUGAAUUUGAAGAUACAUGCGUUCUUCUGGCCUUGGACAAGAAGGUUGGAGUCAAGAGCAAUGAGGAGGCUGCAUGUCUCUUUGUAGAUAAGAUUGAGGAGCUUACCCAAAUCAAACUUACCAGUGACUAUGAUUCGUUUCGCCCCACUGUUGUGCCCACGGUUAAAGGGAUUGGAGUUCUGUGGAAUUCUGUUGUUCUCAUGUCAACGCAGUUUGGAUCAGCGGUAACUCUGACCAGUGGUAGCACCUGCCCCAAUGCAAGGAUCAGAGAUGUUGACGAUGAUGGCAAGGUGAGCGAGGAGGUUUCCUUGGUGCGAGAGUUGGGGUUUGAGGUGGGGCAGGCAGUGAUGAGAAAGCAGGACAAGAUCAAGGGAACCAUUGAGGCGAUGGCUGGCGACAAGAUCACUAUCAAUGUAGAUGACGGCCCCAUCACGGGUCGAGCCCAUGUGUCAACCGAAGGUUUCCGGAAAGGUCAGUGGAAGAUAUUCAAAACAAAACCAGAACCGCCUCUUGAGGUCCUUGAUUGCUCGCUGUAUUCAGCGCUGGCAUCUGAGGAAUUCAAGAUCUGUGUCACGAAGGGUCAAAUUUUUAAGACUCUUCUUGACAUGGAAGAGAAACACAAGAGGGUUCUCGCAUGCGUCAAAAUGACAUUGAAACCACACAGGGAUGUCAUUGCACUCAAGGCCUUUCCUGUUGGUAAACUGUGCCUUGUGCCUUGCAGCACGAAGAUUGAAACUCGUGACAAAUUAGCUGCAGGGUCGGUAUCUUUGGGAACCAUCAAUGGUACCAUGUUCCAGGUGGGUUCAUGUUUCGUUGGCCCCGACAAAGAUCAAAAUUUUGACAAGGCAUUUCUCCAGCCCUUUUGGUCCGUACGGGUCACACACGACCCUGACAAGGCCAAUGUAUCAAUUGAACCGCAAUUUGAUUUGGCUACAAAUAAUCCAAAUUUCACAAUUCCUGUGAUGCGAAACAUCAAAGAGUUAGCAGCUAACGACGUGCUGCUACGGUAUGUCCAGAAGGACAAGCCAGAGGUCCAAGUGGAACCAUUGGUUCCGGAACCCAAACGUCGACGUAUAGGAAAGGGUAGUUGA
Cladocopium goreaui is the source of this 2235-nucleotide messenger RNA. Lineage: Eukaryota; Dinophyceae; Suessiales; Symbiodiniaceae. The record is from the annotation of a GenBank genome assembly.